Molecule: messenger RNA, 5491 nt
Organism: Rhinichthys klamathensis goyatoka
Lineage: Eukaryota; Metazoa; Chordata; Actinopteri; Cypriniformes; Leuciscidae
Product: interferon-induced very large GTPase 1
Exons: 2
Coding region: 317-5440 (1707 amino acids)
Molecular function (GO): GTP binding
Source: RefSeq, a predicted model, not a curated record
AAAAUGUGGGAUGAAUCUUAUCAGAGACUUAAAGAAGAGAGAGAUGAAAUCAAAAGAGAGAUUGAGGGAAUAAAAAGAGAGAAAGAAGAUCUUCAGGUCAAACAUGAAGUAGGAAUAGAAAAGAUGAAGAUGAUGAUGGAGGAAGAAAGACAGAAUCAUGACAUAGAGAGGAGGAAGAGAGAAGAAGAAAUCAGAGUGAAUGAAGAACAAUACAAAAGAGAAAUUAAAAUAGAACAAGAGAAAUGGGAGAAAAAGAUACAAGAGGAAAAACAGAGGAGAAGAAGAAUUUGAGAAAAGGAGGGAGAAAGAAAAUAAAAUGUGGGAUGAAUCUUAUCAGAGACUUAAAGAAGAGAGAGAUGAAAUCAAAAGAGAGAUUGAGGGAAUAAAAAGAGAGAAAGAAGAUCUUCAGGUCAAACAUGAAGUAGGAAUAGAAAAGAUGAAGAUGAUCAUGGAGGAAGAAAGACAGAAUCAUGACACAGAGAGGAGGAGAAGAGAGGAAGAAUUGAAUGAAAAAGAAGAACGAUAUAGAAAAGGCAUCAAAGAAAAAGAGGAACAAAUGCAGAAACGUCAGGAGGAAAUGCUAAAACAGAUGCAAGAUGAGAGGAUGAAGUGGGAGGAAGAACAAUGUAAGAUUUAUGAAGACAAAAUUAAGUUAAUAGAACAACAGAAGCAAGAUGAACUAAAGAGAGCAAAACCUUCAAACUAUGAAGAAGACAGAAGAAAAGAAAUGGAGAACAUGAUAAUCUGCUCUCAAACAGCCUCUUCUCUACAGAAAGAAGAAACUCGUCAAAACCAAAAGCUUGGACCAAAACCCAAUGAACAGCUCAAAGAUCUCUAUGAUAAUCUAGAUCUGACAAAAAAACGUCAAGAUAAAAUGAAAACGGCAGACAUUCUUCAAAUCACCAAGUCUUCAUUUCAGUCUCAGGAGCCACUGGAAGAGAAUGAACUGGUAAACUCAUUCCUACAAAAGCUGAUUAACUUGAACUACAGAGCAAGAUACACAGCCAUAAAACACAGAAAGAAAGACAGUGCAAACCCUGAUAUUCACCCAAUGGAUGUUCAGAUGGCCGUGUUUCAUUGUGCCGAUGGUCUCCUGAAGCAGCUGAUAGUGACUAAACUCUCACAGUGUCAGUAUUCACUGCCUCUGCUUGUUCCUGAUCCAUUCACACAACAGAUUGAGUUUCCUCUCUGGACAUUCAGACAAAUCAACAAGAGCUGGAAGAAGAAAGACUCAAAUAAUGAAUUCAUCAGUCAAACUCAACCGGUCUACAAGGCUGAGACUCCAAUGGUGGCUUUCUUCAGGUUUGGUUCAGUGUCUUCCUCUAAGUCUCAGCUGAUAAACGGCCUCAUCAAUGAGAGAAACCACACGUUCUUCCACAGGAAUUGCUCAGGCAGCAGCAGAACCAGAUUACUGAUGGACGGAGUGGUGGAGAUCGCCUGGUACUGCCCUUCUGGGAAAAAGACAGAUUCAUUUGAUGACUGUGUUGCUUUCUGUAAUCUUCAUGGUGAUGCAGCAGCCAAUGAGAAACAAUAUGAGAUUCUGACCAGCAUGGCUUCAGUAAACGUCCUCUUCUUACCAGAUUUUGAAAAGAAGAACCACUACCAGAAUUUGGUGAGAUCACUCUUCAAAUCUCCCCAGCCUCUCAUUUGUCUCCUCAUUGACAAUCACUGUGAUGAAACUGAACGGGGGAAUGGAAAAUUCAUAAUUGGUCUUAUGGACAAAAACCAAUCUGAUUUAUCUAAUCAGAUUAGAGAGACUAUCAAAAUGACUCUGACUGAGCAGAAAAUGACCUUCAGACUUGAAGAUGUGGCCAAACACACAGGGAUCAGAGUAGAUGAGGAGGAUCCAGAGUGUCGGAUAGGGAAAGAGGCAGCGGUCCAGAUCAUGGGAUUACUAAGAGGAAAGGAUCCAUCAACAGUGAAAGAAACAAUCCUGCCCUGUCAGGGGAAACUGUGGCAUGACUGGUGUAAAAUCAACAAAGAGCUGCAUCAUCUAGAAGGAGAAAAUCUAGAGGAAGAUAAAAGUACCAAACUCAAGAACAUGAGAGAAAUAAGAGAAAAGCAAGUGGCCAAAGGACUGAGUGAGUUCAUGAAAACAUUUAUUGAAACAAUGAAAUCACAGAGAGACAAUGAAAAAAACUAUUUCCUCAGAUGGAUGAUGAAACUGUUGGAUGACUACACUUCAGAAAAGCUCUUUGAUCUUCAUAAAGAGUAUGACAAGAAAUGGCAUGAACUCUCAGCACUAAAAAAAAAGCCUGACAAACUAGAUCAACUGCAGCAUGAACAAACAAACCUGGAAAAAAUAUCAGUGCAAAUCAAUAGUACAUGUUUUGGCUUUGAGCACAUCCUGAGAGAGUUUGGUCAGAUCUAUGAAUCGUGUUCAUCUGUGAAGAAGUACAAGAAAAACAAUCUGCAGUUUGACUUCUGUUCUCUCCCGAGUCUUGCAGCAGAGAUGAUGACCUCUGGAUUUCCAAUGGAGCUGAUGGAUGGAGAUGCUGCUCAUAUUCCCCUGACCUGGGUCACUGCUGUUCUAGAUGAACUUGUUAAGAAACUGGGAGACCAGAAAGUCUUUGUACUGUCUGUUUUAGGGACUCAGAGCUCUGGGAAAUCCACCAUGCUGAAUGCCAUGUUUGGACUGCAGUUUGCCGUCAGUGCUGGAAGAUGCACUAAAGGAGCUUUCAUGCAUCUAGUCAAAAUAUCAGAGGAGAUGAAAACUGAGCUGAAGUUUGACUAUAUUUUGGUUGUUGAUACAGAAGGACUUCGUGCACCAGAACUGGCUGGAAGGUCAACAACACAUCGUGACAAUGAAAUGGCCACAUUUUUUGUCGGUCUUGGAAAUAUGACCCUGAUCAACAUCUUUGGAGAAAACCCAUCUGAGAUGCAGGACAUCCUUCAGAUUGUUGUUCAGGCCUUCAUGAGGAUGAAGAACGUCAGACUGAAACCCAGCUGCAUAUUUGUUCAUCAGAAUGUCUCAGAUAUCACAGCUGGAGAGAAAAACAUGGAGGGAAGGAGACGACUGCUGGAGAAACUGGAUGAUAUGACAAAACUCGCUGCUAAAGAGGAAAUCUGUGAUGCAGAAAGAUUCAGUGAUGUGAUUGCGUUUGAUGUACAGAAAGAUGUGAAGUAUUUUGCUCAGCUGUGGGAGGGCAGCCCACCCAUGGCACCACCAAACCCAGACUACUGUGAGAACAUUCAAGAACUGAAGCAAACUAUCCAAACACAUGCUUCAACAUCAGAUGGCAUAAUGCUGACACACCUAAGAGACCGUAUUCAAGAUCUGUGGGAGGCUUUGCUUAAUGAACAAUUUGUGUUCAGCUUCAAAAAUUCCCUGGAAAUCGCAACAUACAAGAAACUAGAGACUGAAUACAGCAAGUGGACAUGGAGCCUUCGGAGUGCCAUGCUGGACAUUGAACACAAGCUUCACAACAAAAUAGAAAAUGAAGCAAUUCAUAGUGUUGAGGAAGCCGAUCUUCAAACAGAACUGAAUGCCAAAAGUGAAGAAGUGAAAAAGACCAUGGCUGUAUUCUUUGAGAAAGACAGAGACGCAACUUUAUUGAGUCAGUGGAAAGGUUUCUUUGAGAUAAAAAUCAAACAGCUUCAAGAAAACAUUGUGAGAGAAACUAAGAGGAAAUUAAAUGGGGUUCUUCAGCAGCGUCACCUGAAGAAAAAGAUGGAUGCUGAGAGGACACAUCAUGAAAACACACUCUUUAAAAAGAGCAAAGAACUUGCUUUAAAAUUCAAAGAACAAGGAAAUGAUGAAAAUUUCAUGAAAACACAGUUUGAUUCUUUUUGGAAACAACAGACAGCUGAGAUCAUCAGAGACACUCCUUCAGUCAAAGAUAUUGAUAUAUUAGGAGAUGUGAAAAACAUCCUCAUUCAGAACUAUAAAAGUCUCCCUUUAGACCGUAUGAAAGAGAGCAGUGAGCAGAAAGAUAUGAUCUAUUUGCCAAGCUAUUCAGAAUAUGUGAAGUUAAAGAAAUCCAGUGGAUAUACAGCACCCUUAAAAAAUAUGUACAAAGGAGCUAAAGAGAUGAUUGGUCUUGUUUUAUCUGAAGAGGAUGAAGUCCAGAUAAGAUCUUUAAUCACAGACAUCGCUGAACAAACUGAUAAAAUGAUUCUGUCAUAUAACAUUUCAAAGAUGGGCUACAGCAACAGCUGCAUUCAACAACUCAUAGAUUACAUAAAGGCAAGAUUAACACAGCAUGAGGAAGGAGCAAAAGUGAAAUAUGUGUUUAAGAGUAAAUUCUUUGUGGAUCUGGUACUUUUCAUAUGUCACAGAACAAACAAGACAUUCACUGAUCAAUACAAAAUGUUCAGGGAAGCCAAUGAUCCUGUUCUUUAUUUUGAGAGAAAGAGAGAAGAGUAUUACAGGAUUUUCCAGAAAUACUGUCAAGGAGCAUCAUCAACUGCUGUUUUUGGUGAAUUUGUUUGUAAUAAACUUAAAGAGCCCAUUCAGCAGAAUAUCUACAAAAAAACUGCCAGAGCUUUAGCAGAUGAAAUGAGAACAAACUGUGAAUCACUAAAUGGGAACCGAUCAAAACUGGAGAAACACAUCUUGAGGAGACUGGCAGAAAAACAUGAUUUCAAAGCUUAUAUGACCUACAUUAAAAACCCCAAAGAACACUUCAAGAAUUUCAUCAGAGAUGAAGUCAGUCAAUACAUCUCUAAAAGAUUUAAAGACAGUGUUCGACCCAAGAUGGAAAACAGCAUUAAACAGCUGCAGCAGAAGAUCACAAACGCAGCACAUGAAUUCACCAAUUUGUUUAAUAUAGGUGCUGAUAUAUGGUUGCGUCAAUUUGCACUCCAACUCUCUGGUGUGCUGGUAUUCUCUCUAAAUAACCUCACUGGAGUGAAUCAUGAUGAUGUUAAUGUCAGCUUCCUAGAAGAUGUGAUUAGAGAAGAACUUCCUUCUAUAAUAUCUGACAUACGCAGUAAAUUCAGCACAGAAACGUUCCCAGUAAAGCUGGAACACACAGACAGACCAGAUGAGCUUCUGAUCGAUCACCUCUGUCAGUGCUGUUGGGUUCAGUGUCCUUUCUGUGGAGCGAUCUGCACAAACACAAUAGAAGACCAUCCUGGAGAUCACAGUGUUCCUUUCCAUCGUAAUAAUGGACUGAAUGGGUGGUUUUACAGAGGAACAAUAAACCUAUCUCUCAGCAUCUGCACAUCAGCAGUAGCCAGUGAUCGAUCUUUCUGUCCAAAUAGCUCAGAUGAUUCAGUCCUCUGGAAGAAAUACAGAAAAGGAGGUCCUAAAUAUUCUGCAUGGAGUAUCACCCCUGAUCUCUCUGAGCUGCCGUACUGGAAGUGGUUUGUGUGUGAAUUCCAGGAAGAUCUGGAAAAGCACUAUGGAAAAACCUAUCAGGGACAAGGCAAGAUUCCAGCUGAAUGGAGAAGAUACUCUCAAGAUGAAGCUAUUGAGAGUCUGGAUAAAUACAUUUAAUGAAACAAUUAACAAGGACUCUGAUACACAAUACUCAGCUGAAAUGAGAUU